Messenger RNA from Closterium sp. NIES-65, 2139 nucleotides. Lineage: Eukaryota; Viridiplantae; Streptophyta; Zygnematophyceae; Desmidiales; Closteriaceae. The record is from the annotation of a GenBank genome assembly.
AUGGAUGCAAUCCAUGAUCCGCAAUCUGCAUCUUCAUUGGAUGACUGCUGCCAUUUCCGUGACAUUGAGGCCCCCAGCCACUGGUUGGUGGGUGACCUCCCUGCUGCUCCCUCUGACUCUGUACUUGAGACCUCGUGUGCUCUAAAAGAAACUAUGGCGCUCGCAAACAAGGCCGCGAACGCUGCGCUGACAGCAGGAGCUGAUUCUCUUUCCUCUCUCUCGCAGCGCACGGCUGCGCCAGCGACAGCUCAGCAGCUCGCAUUCGCGUCGUCCACCACAUUCGGUGCCACGAAAUCCACCCGCGCCAAUGCCACGUCAGCAAACCGCGUGCAGCACCAGUCCAGGACGAACAAGCCUGGAAACAUCCGGUGCAAGGACUACCCGAAGCCGAACUUCGAUUCCGAGCCGCAGAGGGAGGCUCAGCAACUCUCAGCCUCGUUUAAGAACCUUCCGCGGCCCGAGAAGCCGUUGAAGGUCGCUAUCAUUGGCGCCGGAUUGGCCGGGCUGAGCGCGGCGAAGUAUCUGGUGGAUGCGGGCCACAUCCCCACUGUCUACGAGGCGCGCGAUGUACUUGGCGGGAAGGUCGCCGCGUGGCAGGAUGAGGAGGGCGACUGGUACGAGACUGGUCUCCACAUUUUCUUCGGAGCCUACCCGAACAUGAUGGAGCUGUUCAAGGAGUUGGACAUUGAAGACCGGAUGCAGUGGAAGAAGCACUCGAUGAUCUUCGCAAUGCGAUACGAGGUCGGGAUUUUCAGGACUUACUGCGCACUCCGUCAAAUUUGUCCCCACCCCCACCUCCCCAACCCGCGUCCCGUUAUUCAGCUGUUCAAGGAGCUGGACAUUGAGGACCGGCUGCAGUGGAAGGAGCACUCGAUGAUCUUCGCCAUGCCCGACAAGCCCGGAGAGUUCUCCCGCUUCGACUUCCCCGACAUCCCCGCGCCCGCCAACGGCGUCGUCGCCAUCCUCCGCAACAACGAUAUGCUGACGUGGCCGGAGAAGAUUCUGUUCGGGAUCGGGCUUCUGCCCGCCAUGAUCCAGGGGCAAUCGUACGUGGAGAAGCAGGACGGGCUGUCGAUCUCGGACUGGAUGCGCAAGCAGGGCGUGCCGGAGCGCGUGAACGAGGAGGUGUUCAUCGCCAUGGCCAAGGCGCUCAACUUCAUCGACCCCUGGGAAAUCUCCUCCACCGUCAUCCUCACCGCCAUGAACCGCUUCCUGCAGGAAAGGCACGGGUCGAAGAUGGCGUUCCUGGACGGCCCGCCCACCACGCGCCUGUGCGAGCCCAUUGUGGAGCACAUUACCAAGGGCGGCGGACAGGUGCUGCUGGAGAAGCGGCUGCAGAGCAUUGAGCUGAACGAGGACAAUUCAGUCAAGUGCCUCAAGUUCCAGGGCGGGGAGACCGUCACCGCCGACCUCUACGUCUCCGCCAUGCCCGUUGACCCGCUCAAGCUGCUCCUCCCGCCCGCCUGGAAAGCCGACCCGUUCUUCCAAAAGCUUGACGGGCUGGAGGGCGUGCCAGUCAUCAACGUCCACCUCUGGUUCGACCGGAAGCUCACGACCGUCGAUCACCUGCUCUUCUCGCGAUCCAAGCUGCUGUCGGUCUACGCGGAUAUGUCGGUGACCUGCAAGGGGUAUGCGGAUGAGAACGCGAGCAUGCUUGAGCUGGUGUUUGCGCCGGCGAAGGAGUGGAUUGGGAGGAGUGAUGAGGACAUAGUGCAGGCGACGAUGGUGGAGUUGGAGAGGCUGUUCCCCACGGAGAUCCGUGCGGAUGGGAGCAAGGCGAAGCUGAGGAAGAGCAUUGUGGUGAAGACGCCCCGGUCGGUGUACAAGGCGGUUACUGGCCGCCAGGCGUACCGCCCCGGGCAGACCACUCCGAUCUCGAACUUCUACCUCGCUGGCUGCUUCACCAUGCAGAGGUACCUGGCAUCAAUGGAGGGGGCGGUGCUGUCGGGCAAGCAGUGUGCGGAGCAGAUCGCCACGCGGGGGGCGGGGCGCAAGCCGGUUACAGGCAUUUCGGUGCAGGACUUCCUGCAGAGGCAACCAGAGAUGGCCACUGUGUCGCUUGCCGCUGCUCUUGGCGUUGCUGCCACUGCUGCUGCCCUGCUUGCUGCCUCAACAGCAGCCACUGCUUUGCCGCUGUGA